Messenger RNA from Ipomoea triloba (trilobed morning glory), 2037 nucleotides. Its product is annotated as heparan-alpha-glucosaminide N-acetyltransferase-like. Lineage: Eukaryota; Viridiplantae; Streptophyta; Magnoliopsida; Solanales; Convolvulaceae. The record is from RefSeq and is a predicted model, not a curated record. The coding region runs from base 200 to 1675 and encodes 491 amino acids. The transcript has 13 exons.
UAGUAAGCUGCUCCAUCGGCAACUGAAAUAAAUGCAAAUCUGCAAUCAGGCACGGACAAGAGACGAAAAUAGGAGUAUUUUAAAAUCCGGAGUUGAUUAAAGAUUAUUGGGAUUUGACUUUGGAAAUUACUGUUAAUAAAAGUGCCAAUAAUGAUCGACAGACCAGAAGAGAAAUAGCUCACGACAGACAGGUAACAGGAUGUCGUCGUCGUCGAUUACGGAGGUCAGGGAUUCCGACGAACGAACACCGCUUCUUGGGAGUUCCUCGCCGGAAGCACCGAUCGUAGGUUCAGUCAACAGUGUGCAAGAAAUCGUCGUUUUGCCAGCUGAAGCAACACCUACACAUUUAAGUAAUUCAAAAGAACGUCUAGUCUCUCUCGAUGUCUUUAGAGGCCUCACUGUUGCUCUGAUGAUUUUGGUUGAUGACGCUGGAAAAGCUUUUCCGAGUAUAAAUCAUUCUCCUUGGUUUGGAGUGACACUUGCGGACUUCGUGAUGCCAUUUUUCCUCUUUGUUGUUGGUGUUUCAGUGAGUCUUGUGUUCAAGAAAGUUCCCAGCAAACUAGCAGCAACAAAGAAAGUUUUGCUCAGGACGGUUAAGCUUUUUAUAUUGGGAGUCAUUCUUCAAGGUGGGUAUUUUCAUGGGCGUGGUGAUCUAAGUUAUGGAGUUGAUAUAGAGAAGAUUAGAUGGAUGGGCGUGUUACAGAGGAUUUCAAUUGGAUAUCUUUUCUCAUCAAUUUUGGAGAUUUGGCUUGUUAACAACAUCUCUGCUGAUUCACCAAUGAAAUUUGUGAGGAGAUACUGGCUUCAGGCGCUGGUUGCAGUGUCACUUAGUGUCUUAUACAUGGGUUUACUAUAUGGCCUUUAUGUUCCAGACUGGGAAUUUAAAGUAGAUACUGCCAGCAACAGCUCAGUAGUACCACAGUAUGGAUCUACUACACAAACUGUUCAUUGUAAUGUGAGGGGAAGUCUUGAUCCUCCGUGCAAUGCAGUUGGCUUCAUUGAUCGACUUAUUCUUGGUGAAAGUCAUCUCUAUCAACGCCCUGUCUACAAAAGAACGAAGGAAUGCAGUAUCAAUUCCCCUGAUUAUGGACCUUUGCCUGAAAAUGCACCUGGAUGGUGUCUUGCCCCAUUUGACCCUGAGGGUAUUUUGAGUUCUUUAAUGGCUGCCAUAACAUGCCUUGUUGGAUUACAUUAUGGGCACAUUCUUGUUCAGUUCAAGGUUCACAAGCAAAGGAUAAUAUUUUGGUCCAUAUUCUCCUUCCCACUACUGAUUGUUGGACUUGUGCUGGUGGUUGUAGGGGUUCCUCUUUCUAAACCACUCUAUACAUUGAGCUAUAUGUUCACCACUGCUGGAGCUUCAGCCAUUGCUUUUACCAUCAUAUAUUACAUUGUUGACGUAGUUUGUUUGAGGAAACCAAUGAUUAUAUUUCAAUGGAUGGGAAUGAAUGCUCUUAUCGUGUAUGCUUUAGCUGCCUGUGACAUCUUUCCUGCAGCUCUCCAAGGUCUCUAUUGGCGUUCAACUGAAAACAAUCUGGUUGACGGCUCAGAGAGGCUAUUGCAAGGAAUGUUACAUUCAGAGAAUUGGGGUACCCUGGCAUUUGUAUUGCUAGAGAUACUAUUUUGGGGCAUUGUAGCCGGAUUCCUGCACAUGAAAAAGCUGUAUAUUAAGUUGUAAUUGAAGCACUGGUUUUCCUCUCCGCUGUAUACCACCUCUCCAUCUGAGCCUGCAUGUCCAGCUAGUGAAACAAACAAGAAGCAGAAAGUGCACAUGUUUUUGGAUGCAAUAAUAAGGUGUCCAAAGCAUCUUUUCUUUUCAAGUUACACAACAUUCUCAUGUUGUCUUCUGGCUCCUUGUAGCAAUGUGUAUUUGUAGACAUUUGAAAUGUCUACAUCAUUCUGUCAUAAGCUUAUUAUGUUGUAGUUUUAUGAUUUUAAAUUGCUCACCAAACACCAAGUGGCAUAAGUUUGUAAUUUUAGAUCGAGGAUCUCAACCUGUUAAAUGUAAAUUAUAUAUAAAUUUUUAACUGCAAAAAGCUA